AUGUACUAUGCUGAGCUGCUCCUGUAUGUAUUCUUUUGUAACUAUUUUCUGUUAAUAGUUCACUGAAGUUUAUUGCAAUGUACUGGCCGCCUGCUCUUCUUCUUUCUUGGAUUACCUGCCAUUUAGGGGCCUACCUUCCCACUGCCCUCAUCUCACCUGUCAUCAUAUGGUAGAAACCAAUUAUGUAGAAACCAGUCUUUUCACCUAUCGGUGGUCAUUAAGGAAAGGAACGUUUAUUUUUAGUAGCCCUUACCUCAGAAGCCAACCAAGGGCUGUGUCCUAAUCCAGUUGAAUCAGUGAGCUCACCUGAGAGCAGGCGUUCAUUUAGCAGCCAGGUCAUUACUGACAGUGACAGUGUGUGUUUAGAGUAUUGGUGUGUUUGCAGGCAGUCAUUUGUGUCUCAUAUUACAUCUCCUUUCCCCAAUUGGCCGUUUGCCAAGCAUUUGAACAUUUCCCAUUAGAAAUCAGCUUGACGAGAUUCGGUCAAAGCCCACCCAGAGUGGAUGAAUGCAUCCUGGCCAGAUCCUCUAUUGGACCACAUAUUGAAUUUCUAUCUUUGUGCCUAUAUGACUUUGCCAUUUGUGGGCUGGCAAUGAGUCACUGAAAGCCUGUGUGUGUGUGUGUGUGUGUGCGUGCAUGUAUGCGUGUCUGUGUGCAUACGUAUGUGUGUCUGUGUGUGUGUGUGUGUGUCUGCGUCUCUGUGUGUGCGUGCUUGUGUAUGAUCCCCAGUCCCAUUAAUCUUCUCCAGAGGGUCAGUGGCCUCACAGUCAGUGGGAGAUCUAUCCAAAUUGGCUUAGCAUUGAUCACUGGCCUGACAAGAUACCCUUUCAGUGUCAUUUGACCCUCAUUUUCGGGGUACUUUACAAGUGUGUCUGUGUGUAUGUGUAUAUAGUGUGCAUGUGCGUGUUACAGACAUAGGAAUAGAGUUAUUGCCUUUCUCUCAGCUAAUAAAACCAGCUUUAAGUCGCUCUGACCUUUGACUCAGGUAGGAGUAGCACUUGUUGUCAGGCAGACCCUGAAAAACAUUCCAACCCCGAAAAACAUUCUAACCCCAUAGCCAUGUUCUGAAGCGAACUAAAAUACUUAUUCAAAUACACAUUAACUGGGCUGUAAAGCACAUUCAUACACAUUAAUCAUUUUCACUCAGAAGACACAGUAUUUUACUACUAUAUGGGCUCUGGUCAAAAGUAGUGCACCAUAUAGGGAACAGGGUGCCAUUUUGGACGCAUGCCUGGAACAAGACUGUCUGCUGUGCACAAGGCCUUUACUUCUUAUUUUCCCCCUGAUAUACAGUGUUAAUGUCUCUCCUCUCCUCUUCCCAGUCUGAAAGCCGCCCUCUCUUCCCCUCCCGUGUGCGGUACCGUGGACGUCUCUGGUGUGCCACUGGGUGUACUGGACACGGAGCACCUGGCUGCCCACCUCUGCCUGCACGCCGCCCGUGUGCGAAGCCUUGAGUUGGGCUUUACCGAGCUCACAGACCAGGUAUUACGAAAACCGCUCAACAUUACGAAUACAGCUUGUAUAAUAUAUUAAAUAACUACGACACAUUGUCAUUUCAACCAAAAAUCAUAGUAUUUCACGUUCUAAAACAAAAAUUCUAUACUGAGCAAGAGCUUGUGUAACCCAUCCCCAGCACAACAUGGAAUAUCUCCAGAGAAAGGAAGUUACACCCUAUUAGUAAUGCACAGACGCAGUCGCCAGUUGUCUCCAAAUAACCAUGUAUAUUUUGGUGAAUGUCACAAUAUACAAGGGAUGCAUUUUCAACUCUGUUAUGCUCCAGGGGGAAGUUUCCACUAGGUGCAGAUCCAGUAUCAGUUUCCCCUCCCCCAAUCUUACACUUAAAAUUAGUGGGGGAAAUGCAUCAGUGACUAAGGGCAACUUCACCCUACUCCCUCUGUUACACAGGCACUGCUAUUGCUGCUGCCCACGCUGGCCACGCUGCCCUGCCUCCAGACGCUGGCGCUCAACGGCAACCGGCUGACGCGCAUCGUCCUCCACCAGCUCACCGACGCCCUCAAGGACCCGCGCUGCUUCCCCACCCUCACCUGGAUGGACCUGGGCAACAACGUGGACAUCUUCUCCCUCCCCCAGCCCUUCCUCAUGGGCCUGAGGAAGCGCUGCCCCAAGCAGGGCAAGCUGCCCACCAUCCAGGAACAGGGAGAGGCCCAGGGACAGGGGGGCCAUGCCCAGGGAGAAGACCAUAACGGCAGGCCACCCGAAGGGGAAAGCAGGGCUAGAGCUGGGGCCUCUGGUGAGUGGCAGGGAUGGAGGACACUGGACGAGACUGAGGAAGAGGAGUUAGAGGGUGAGCUAUGGGACUGUAACAUGAGGAUGCACAAGAUUGAAAAGAGUGCAACGAAGAGUAAGUGA
This is a messenger RNA of Coregonus sp. 'balchen', 2370 nucleotides long. The record is from the annotation of a GenBank genome assembly. Lineage: Eukaryota; Metazoa; Chordata; Actinopteri; Salmoniformes; Salmonidae.